Fraxinus pennsylvanica is the source of this 2292-nucleotide messenger RNA. Lineage: Eukaryota; Viridiplantae; Streptophyta; Magnoliopsida; Lamiales; Oleaceae. The record is from the annotation of a GenBank genome assembly.
AUGCGGCUAUGGUCGCAGAAGUCUUCGAAAGAAGUGAAGAACAAAAAAAAGGGGGAAAGUUUCCUUAAUACGCUACACAGGAAAUGUAUUAGACCAGGAGCUACUCGAAGAUGUAAGAGUGAUACUAUUUCUGAUAAGGCAUCGCAAUCAAGGGAACAUUCACAAUCACUAUCAUCCUCAACACGAGAGUCGUGCUGCCAAAGUUUUGCCGAGAAACCCCAGGCCCAAACACUUCCUCUUCCAGUGGGUCGACUGCCACCCCUUGAACCUGCACUUUCAUCAAAUGACUCACCUGCUUCAGAUGGUUCCAGUGAUAGUGAGGAUUCAUCCAACAUACAUCUCCUGAGCCCUCAAGCAUCUGAUUGUGGGAAUAGGUUUAAAUCUGAUACAGCUAGUCCUUCCAAGUUGAAGCAGAAGGAUCAAUACCCCAUCAAUACCUCUCGUGUUCAACACUUGCAAACUCCUUCACAUAGUGCUUUUGCUAGAGAUGUAGACAGCUCAGUGACAAUUCCUUCCAGAAGUCCAAAUAAGGUAUAUAGGAACGAGCCUGUUAUGACAAAUGGUUUGCAUCCUGGGUGUUCACCUUUACCUAGCCCAAGAAUGACACUUCCUGGUCCUAGCUCCAAAAUACACAAUGAUGCAAUCACCCCUCCGUAUCCUCGUACUGGAGAGCCAUUUACAGAAUUGCCUAUGGUCCUUGAUGAUGGAAAGCAACAGUUUCACCGAUUGCCUCUUCCUCCAGAAACAAUCUCUAACCUUUCUCCUUCUCUGCUAUCGCAUUCACCAGGAAUAUCCCCGAGAAUACCUCGUAGUCCAAGCAGGACAGAAAUUACUCCAAACCUUGUUUCCCGCUGGAAGAAAGGACGUCUCCUUGGUAGAGGCACAUAUGGACAGGUUUAUUUGGGUUUUGAUUGUGAAAGCGGUGAGAUGUGUGCAAUGAAGGAGGUAAUAUUACUUUCGGAUGAUGCGAAGUCAAGGGAAAGUGCAAAGCAGCUUGGACAAGAAAUUGCACUACUAAGUCGCUUGCGUCAUCCAAAUAUCGUUCAGUAUUAUGGAUCAGAGAUCGUAGAUGACAAGCUAUAUAUAUACCUUGAGUAUGUAUCUGGUGGUUCCAUUUACAAAAUCCUCCAAGAGUACGGCCACUUAGGUGAAGCAGCAAUUCGAAGUUACGCUAAACAAAUAUUAUCUGGGCUGGUUUAUUUGCAUGCCAAAAACACAGUUCAUAGGGACAUCAAAGGAGCAAAUAUUCUGGUUGAGCCCAAUGGCCGGGUUAAAUUGGCAGAUUUUGGGAUGGCAAAACAUAUCACUGGGCCAUCUUGCCCAUUGUCUUUUAAGGGAAGCCCUCACUGGAUGGCACCAGAGGUCAUAAAGAAUUCAAAAGGUUGUAACCUUGCAGUAGAUAUAUGGAGCCUAGGUUGCACGGUUUUGGAGAUGGCCACCACAAAACCACCUUGGAGUCAGUAUGAAGGGGUUGCUGCUAUGUUCAAGGUCGGGAACAGCAAGGAACUGCCUCAUAUCCCAGAUUACCUCUCAAAUGAGGGCAAUCAUUUCGUGAGGCAAUGUUUGCAGCGCGAUCCCACACACCGUCCUACAGCUGCUCAGCUCUUGGAACAUCCUUUCAUUAGAAAUACACCUUCAUGGGGAAGAUCCAGUUUGAGAUCUGAAUCUAUGAAAUCCAUACCUGCAGUUCCACAUACCAUAAAAUCUCUGGGCUUUGGACCUCCCAGAAAUCCACCAUGCUUGGGCUCAUCAGAAGGGGCUGUCUAUCAGACUAGAAGUCCAGAUCAUUUUCCUGGAUUUAGAACUGAUGCCUAUGUUCCAAGUAACAUUUCUUGCCCAAAUUCUCCCAUAAGGAGUCAUCUUUUGCAUUCACGGUCACAACAGCAUACACACGAAAGAAUGUCCCCUUCUUCCAUACAAAGACCUAAAGCUGCAUCCAGUUCUUCCACUCCUCGUAGUGGUGGCAACGACACUUUUCCAUUUCUUCACUCAGAGCAGCCAACACAUUAUUUGCAUGAACCGAUGAGGGUGAUAGUAGGCCUCCAAAAACCCAACAUAUUUCAAGGACUUGUUCAAGCCCAUCUGUCACCUGAAGGAGCUUCAUCUGAAAAUGGCUUUCUUGGAGUUGAAAGGUCAGGUGGCAUAGGUGACCAAAAAGAACAAUCAUAUGAUGCAAAUUUUUUGUUGGCGGAUAGAGUGUCACGGCAACUGUUGAUGAAUCCUUUGAGAUUGAACCCGAUUAAGGACCUGAAUCCAAACUCCCCUGUGCCUGGUCACAACAACGGAGUUUGA